UGGGCAAAACCUACAUGCUAUAAUGAGCGAAACUUAUAUGCAACAACCAGGCAAAACUUACAUACUACAAAUAAAUGAAACUUACAUGCAUAUGCAACAACCAGAUGAAAUUUAUAUGCAACAACUAGACAAAGCUUAUAUGCAACAACUAGAUGAAAUUUACAUGCAACAACCAAAUGAUACUUACAUGCAACAACUAGGCAAAGCUUAUGUUCAACAAGUAUGUGAUAAAGCUUAUAUGCAACAACCUUUUAAUUUAUCUAAUUUAUCUUCAAAUAAAUAUAACUUAAAUGAAAUUGAACAAUUAUCUAAUAAUUUAGAUAAUAUUAACUUAGAAGAUAGCAAUCUAUCUAAUAAUUUGGAGUUAAUAGUUGAUUGCACUUAUCAAAACUGA
Racocetra fulgida is the source of this 394-nucleotide messenger RNA. NCBI's taxonomy places the organism in Eukaryota, Fungi, Glomeromycota, Glomeromycetes, Diversisporales, Gigasporaceae. The record is from the annotation of a GenBank genome assembly.